AUGUAUGAUGGGGCAAAGACUCGGGUUAGGAUAGUAGGCGGCGACUCUGAAGAUUUUCCGGUUGUUAUGGGGUUACAUCAAGGUUCUGCGCUCAGUCAUUUCCUAUUCGCCCUAGUGAUGGACGCGUUAACACAUCAUAUUCAAGGGGAUUUGCCAUGGUGCAUGCUAUUCGCUGAUGACAUAGUUUUGAUUGAUGAGUCACGAACCGGUGUUAACAAGAGGCUGGAGGUUUGGAGACAAGCUCUUGAAUCUAAGGGUUUCAAGCUUAGCAAGACAAAGACGGAAUACCUGGAGUGUAAGUUCAGCGCUGAGCAGAGGGAAGUGGGCGUGGGUGUGAGGCUUGAAUCACAGGUCAUCUGGAGUAGAGACAGCUUCAAGUACCAUGGGUCGGUUAUCCGGGGGGGAGGGGAGAUCGACGAGGAUGUUACACACUGUAUUGGGCACGGUAGCACCGGGGACAGCUCCCUCGGCCGAACAGGCACCGGAGAGAUCGAGCAAUAA
Molecule: messenger RNA, 501 nt
Organism: Nicotiana attenuata
Lineage: Eukaryota; Viridiplantae; Streptophyta; Magnoliopsida; Solanales; Solanaceae
Exons: 2
Coding region: 1-501 (166 amino acids)
Source: RefSeq, a predicted model, not a curated record